This is a messenger RNA of Bipolaris oryzae ATCC 44560, 768 nucleotides long. RefSeq lists its product as uncharacterized. The transcript is spliced from 2 exons. The annotation marks the transcript as partial. The record is from RefSeq and is a predicted model, not a curated record. Lineage: Eukaryota; Fungi; Ascomycota; Dothideomycetes; Pleosporales; Pleosporaceae.
AUGUCGACGCACACUGUUUGUUCGGAUAUCAUCCUUCAAGGACAGAGCAACUGGGAGCUUUGGAUCUUUAUCGUCAAGCGUAUUGCCGAAGCAGGAGACGUAUGGGAAUAUAUUGAUCCCAAUAAACCAGCCAAUCCUCUGCAAAAGCCUGUUCAGCCUACUAGGCCAGAGCCUACUAUACAACAGGAACUACUGUAUCAUAUCAAAGACAAGGCAACAGUCCACGAUCAGAUCAAGACACUACAAGAACUCUUCUCUCCCACUACGUCCGAUAUGGAAUAUAGAGUGCAGAAGGACUACGAAGCAGCCAAGGUCCUACAUGCUCGACGAUCAAAUGUUGAAGACUGGUGCAACGAGUUUCUUACAGCAUACAGUAGAGCAAAACAACUUAAUCUACCUGAAGUACACGGGUUUAGGGCACACAAGGACCUUAUCCGAGCUAUCAAGCAAAUUGACGCUGCAUACGCCGCUAGUGCUUCACUUGAUAUAUUCAAAGCCGAGGAGGACUGGAACACAGAUCGCAGCAAGCCAAUACCUCAUCAAUCUCAGUUAUCUACCGUUCUUGCAGAAUACCUGCGCUACCAUCGUACAACCUACUCAAGAAAGGCAAAUAUCCAUGGAGGUGCCUUUGGAGUAACGAUGAAUGGCCAGCCAUCUCCAUACAAUAACAAGAAACGAUCAAGAGACAGUGAGAAUAAGCCAGCAAAGCCCUGCCUCUGUGGCGACAGUCAUUUCUGGGGCCAAUGUCCAUACAUCGAUACAGCACUC